Messenger RNA from Serpula lacrymans var. lacrymans S7.9, 4105 nucleotides. RefSeq names its product glycoside hydrolase family 55 protein. The record is from RefSeq and is a predicted model, not a curated record. NCBI's taxonomy places the organism in Eukaryota, Fungi, Basidiomycota, Agaricomycetes, Boletales, Serpulaceae. Gene Ontology annotation, molecular function: polygalacturonase activity. The coding region runs from base 1 to 2322 and encodes 773 amino acids. The transcript has 22 exons.
AUGCUCUCAAGCUUUCUCGCGCUCUUUACGAGUAUCAUUCUCGCCUCGUCUACCCUCGUAUCGGGCCUAGGAUCCUACUGCGAUGUGGAAGUGAACAAGGGAACGGCAGCCCCUGGUGAUCCCUACUGGUUCGGUAACAUCACCCACCGUGGAACCUCCGCCUUUAAUCCCGACCCCAAUUCAUAUAAGGUCUUCCGCAACGUCAAGGACUUUGGUGCAGUGGGUGAUGGUCUCACGGACGAUACAGCUGCAAUCAAUUUGGCAAUGUCGACUGGGGAUCGGUGUGGAAAUGGGACGUGCCAGUCUUCUACACUUACACCUGCAAUCGUCUAUUUCCCCCAAGGGACGUAUCUCGUCUCGUCAGCAAUCAACACAUAUUAUUACACCCAAAUGAUUGGAGAUGCCAGGAAACCACCCACUUUACUCGCAAGUCAUAAUUUCACGGGUUUUGCGGUCAUCGAUGCGGAUCCUUACAUUCCUGGCGGAGGUGGAUCACAGUGGUUCAUCAAUCAGGACAAUUUCUAUCGUUCGAUCCGGAACUUGGUUAUUGACUUGCGUCAAAUGAACGUGUCUGCACCUGCUAUUGGUAUACACUGGCAGGUCUCACAGUCCACUUCACUAAUGAACAUCGUCGUGGAAAUGUCUUCUGAAAAUGGAACUCAGCACAAGGGUCUGUACAUGGAGAAUGGAAGUGGCGGUUUCAUGGGAGGCUAUGCUGGCCUUUCUGUCGGCAAUCAACAGUUCACUGUCCGUAACUUGACUGUCAACAACGCACAAUCUGCUAUUCUCGGUGCUUGGACGUGGGGCUGGACAUAUCAAGGUGUCAUCAUCAAUAACUGUUCAAUCGGUUUCAACUUGACGACAGGCGGUACCACAUCGGCCACUCAGUCUGUCGGCUCUGAAGCUAUCAUUGACGCUGUUGUCAUCGACACUCCCAUCUUCAUCCAAACCUCGAACUCGAGCAACGGUACCCUCCACGGCUCGCUUGUGCUCAACAAUAUCAACCUGCACAACGUGCCCAUCGCUGUCACGGUUGCAAAUGGGAGCGUCGUUCUCCCUGGCGGGACAGCCUACAUCCCGUCCUGGGGCCAGGGUAACGUGUUUACGGGUAUGGACCCACACCCCAAGUUCACGCAGGGUGAGAUCCAGGCGGCGAACAAGCCAUGGAAUGUCCUUGAUGCGAAUGGGCGUGUAUUUGGGAAGAUGCAUCCACAAUAUGAGAACUGGGCGGUGAGCCAGGUUGUGAGUGUCAAAGAGGAGGGGGCGAAGGGUGAUGGAGUGACGGAUGAUACGGAGGCGAUAAGGAAGGUUUUUGAGAAGUACGCUGGAUGCAAGAUCAUUUUCUUCGAUGCAGGCACGUACUACAUCACGGACACUAUCGACAUUCCGGGCGGAAGCCGAGUAGUGGGUGAAGCAUGGUCUGUCAUCCUCGCUGGUGGAGAAAAGUUCUCAGACCAACUGCACCCUCAUGUCGCUGUUCGCGUCGGAGAAGCCUACGAGAGAGGAGUUGCAGAGAUUUCUGACAUCAUAUUCUCCACAGUUGGCCCUGCCCCCGGUGCCAUUGUGAUCGAGUGGAACAUCCACGACUCUGAUGGUGAGCAAGGUGUUGCUGGCAUGUGGGACAGCAUUAUCAGACUUGGAGGAUCCGCUGGCACGAACAUGCAGUUUGACAACUGCCCAGCUGGGAAUUUAAGUCCUGACUGCCAAGCUUCUUUCCUCGGUAUUCACCUCACCCCUGGGUCCAGCGCAUACUUCGAGGGUACUUGGGUAUGGACCGCUGACCACGAUCUCGACUCGCCACUGGGCAAUCAGACUAGCAUCUUCAGCGGCCGUGGAAUUCUUUCAGAGUCUUUGGGCCCAGUUUGGUUUAUUGGUACAGCUUCCGAGCACGCAGCGCUCUAUCAAUACAGCCUUAUCAACGCACAAAACCACUGGAUAGGGUUCAUGCAGACUGAAACGCCUUACUAUCAACCUGCCCCUGCCCCGCCCGCACCUUUCGUCGACAAUGCGGAGUAUCACGACCCCGUGUUCGGUGGUCCCAUCAAUAUGGCGUGGGGUCUCCACGUGAGAACGUCUUGGGAUAUCAUUGUGUUCGGUGCUGGAUUCUAUAGUUUCUUCCAGAACUAUACUCAAGUCUGUGCCAGCACGUUCAACUGUCAAGAACAGAUCUUCAAUAUCGACAAGACAUCUACGAUUCAGGUGUACAGUCUGUCGACGGUGGGCACUACGAACCAGUUGAGCGUUGAUGAGCUUGGGGUUGUCAAUGAGGCUUAUGGUCCAGAUGGGUUCCAAGAGACGGCUACCGUGUGGACCCGCUGGUAAACGUGAUCGUGUUGAGCAUCUGCGCAAACGUCAGUCAUUCCGAAUAAGUUUCUUGGAACUGACGUCCAUACGCCACUCGGCUCUUAAGCAUGGUAAAAAAAACAUCGAUGGUUCUCAGACUGUAUCUAAUCUUUAUAUAAUGAUUCUGUGACCAUCUUGUGGGGUUGGGCAUGUAAUUUUCGUCCUAAUGUUGUUUAUUCUUGUCUUACACAAUUACCAAUUACUAGUAUCCCUGGUAUCUGUCCUUUCAUUUCGUACUGAGUGACCUAGAGAAGUAAUCACGCAGCCAUCCAAAUGCACAGAGCGAGCUUGAGACUCCAGUCGAAGGGAAGCUCUGCAUCUCCACUUUAGCAUCGAUGACAACCGCAGCUAGUCCGCUUUCAAGCGCUAUGAAGUAAGUCCUGCAGUGCAUGCGUAUUUUGUAGGAACUCAUACCCAAAGGCUAGGAGCGAAGGCGAUGCGCGAGGAUAUAGUAGCUAUGUAAGCACUCACUCCCAAACCAACGAAUACGGUUUCUACAGGUACAUGGUAACAAGGUCUUCGUAGUUGGCGUCUAGCACACGAUGUUCGUUGCAGUGCGGGACAUGGACAGGUAUAAUUUCGUCCGUGGAAACCUUUGUCCAUCCGAAUGGGUUGGAUACUAACAGGUAAGCCAACGAGUGUUGCUCAAGCUGGAACUGUUCGACCUGUUGCGAGCUGUUCGGCAUCCUGUAUGACAUGUGAUAAUAAUUGUAUAUCCCCAGAGCAAACGAGGGAUCUUUCAUGCAUCCAAGCUGCAGGUCGGGCUUCACGCGGAUAGUCAAAUCUCCAAUCUCGUAUCUGUCGCAAUGGAAUGCAAGUUCAGCUUGACAAAGGGGCGUUAUAGGCCGGAUUAGGACGAACAGCAAAUCUACUUGCAGCCCCAUGCUAGUCAGCAAGAUUUCGUGCUUGGAGAAGAAUGACGACUCUGCGUAGGUCGAUGGGUCGCAAUCAUAGCAGUCGGGUGACGAUGGCAGGGCACGCGAUACCUGUGAAUUGGCUGGAUCGCCUGCCCAGUUGAGGACACCCGGUUUGUAAGACGCUUGCAGGAUCGCUUCAAUGAGCCUGCAGAAUGCUCUCUGUGGCCCUUCACCAUAAGCAAUCGGAAAGCGGACACCAAAUAUACCCAUCAGCGAAUAAGCUCUAUCUUCACCCCUUGUCGUUCUUCUCCUGGCAGCCCAUGGCAUUUGGGACUGUACCGAAUCUGAUCCAGGCGAGAAGGUGAGUAGAUCCGAUUCUGGGAUGCCAGAAGAUUUUGCUAGCGCAGUAAGAAAAGGAGAUGAGUCAAAGUUGGAUAUGUAGAUGCCAGUACGUUCAAUGUCGCGGUGUUUCGAAGUCAGCGGUACCCAUUCUGCACCAAAGAACUUCAUGUUUCGUGGAGCAAGGAGCUCUUGCAGAGUCCACCCUCUCUUGAACCAAGGAUCAUUUGGCAUAUCAGCGAGGGAUGUCGUCUGAGCGAGAUGAACUAUGCAGAUGUGUGCAUUCUUGUACCACUUGAACAUGGAACAUAUAGAUUCGUUGAGUUCUGCGCUGCUGCUUUUGUCGAUACAACAGGUAUCGGCCCAUGCAAGCUCAAUGCCACAUUCACGUGCAGCGCUGCAGAAUUGCGUCAGCUUGUCGUAUCCUGGACUGACAGGCCUCUUUUCCGUCAACAUUUCGUGAUAUCUUGGCUCCCCCUCCGCUAGCCAUCUAUGCGACAGGAUGGCGUAUUGCACGGUCUCCAAAACGAGUGACCUAAUGGCAUCUCGUCUAGGAUCAUCGGGAU